Mesorhabditis belari is the source of this 573-nucleotide messenger RNA. NCBI's taxonomy places the organism in Eukaryota, Metazoa, Nematoda, Chromadorea, Rhabditida, Rhabditidae. The record is from the annotation of a GenBank genome assembly.
AUGUCGUCCAAGAGGAAGAAAAACGACAAUUCGGACGAAGAAAGUGAUGGAGUCAAUUGGGAGAAGGAGUAUUGGAAGAAGGUUGAGCAGCUGACAGAGCUGGAGCAAAAGCUUGAAACGAAGGACGAAGAGCGGAAGGAAAUGGCUGAGAAGAAUAGAGAGCUGGAAUGGAAAUUGAAACAUGUCAACGAUGAACUCCUUCGAUCCAAGUCCAAGUCAGGGCUAAGUGCGAGAGGUGUUAUCGAGUGGCUUGAGAAAAAACAGCGAACGCCGGAUUCUGUCAGACGGGGGCUGAUUUUGGAAUGGCGAGGAGUGACAUCAGCGAGUCGUGUUUACGGGAACGCGAGCUAUGAAAUCUCGGACGACCUUCAACGGCGGACAACUGCAGUACUUGAAAGGCGGUACGAUAUUCGGGAUCGGGCUCACCGUGCCGCUACGAUAAUUCAACGCGCCUACAGACACUACAAGAUGAGUUCGAGGUUUAAGCAGAUGACGAACAUUCCCAAGGAGCGAGUUCGCAUUCCAAUGGUUUCACUACUCCAGAUCGUACAAGAUAUGCACCAACGACAUCAU